AAAUUUGUGUAUUAAACUGGAACUAUUUUUUCGAGCCGCAAAACAUUAAACUUGUCCUCUUGACUUGAACAGCUGCAAGUCAGAGGAUUUAUUUACACCUAUAAAAACAGAAGGUAAGCUGACAACAGCAAACAACAAAGACGACAGGACACGACGGUAGUAAUGGCAACCAAAAUCGGGAAAAUGUUUCAAAAAGCGUUCCACACAUGUGAUAGUUCGUACCCAUAAAGGAUGUGUGGGAAACGCACCUCUGGCUCCAGGACACAGGACACUUUGUUUGGAGCGCAUAAACAAAUGGCGGCCCAUGAAUGACACGGACAAGAUAACUGUAUAUUAUUUAUGGGGGGAAAGGCGCGGAGGGGUUCUAAGGUCGUGCGUGAAACUUCCAGCGGGCGAGGAAAUCCCGACCGCCAUAGACAAGGGGAAGCCACCCACGCUCCACUGGAACUGCACUGCUGGAACUCAUAAAGUAUUCAUUAAUUGGAAAAGUGACCAGGGCACUCGGAACCGGGCUCGUAGAGCUAAAAACCGAGUCACUUGUCAAUUUUGAAACUCAGUUUCGUUUCGGACGUUCGUCGAGGAGUACGUGUUCGGUUUGUUGAACCCUCGGAAAUCAGAACGCCGCUAAUUCAGGAAUCAAAACACACCAGAACCGGCAACGUCAUGUAGUUCGCUUUUGUGCGUGUUGCCGACGAUAAAACGCGAGAACAAGUAUCCCAGAGAUACCGAUAAUAAAUGUAGACAUAUUGUUUAUAAUAUGCACAUUGAGCGAAUACCAUUAACGGUAGCCAUGGACAGCGUGCAAAACAUUUGUGGAAUUUUACCAAUUUAAUAAACAGAACUGCUUCUGAAGAACUCCAUUAGCGGAAUAAUCACUUUUUGAGUAGAGAGUGAACACUCACGGGUGUGCGGUAGGGAAAACACAAUUGCGAAAAUUCAGCUAUACUGGCCACCGAAUGGAUAAUGGGUAUUUGUUUAGACACAGAUGCCAGCGCGGCACAAGAUACCGGCGAACAAGGCAACGAUUGGAGUCUUACACGGAAUCGAAAUGGCCAAAAUGCUGGCGAUUUGGAGGCCGCUGCGGCGGGGGGGCGAUUCGGUUCUGCCAAUGUCGGCGCUAUCGAUAUGCAAAAUGCUGGAAAAAUCAAAUUCGAUCCGCCCAAAGUGCCAGUGAUAUUUGUUUUAGGCGGCCCCGGUAGUGGCAAGGUCACCCAUUGCGACACUUUCAUGCAGGAGCGACGCGGAGUAACGCACAUCAACAUGAUGGAUCUGCUGCAGCAAUAUGCAAUGGGCAAUGACAUGCAGGACUUUUCGCAACUAUCGUCGAAAACAGUCACCGAGGUGCUGAUGUUGGAAAUGAAAAUGGCUCCAGCUGCCAAAGCAUACCUGAUAUCGGGAUAUCCACGCUCAAUGCGCGACGUUGUCGAGUAUUCUGAGAAGAUUCAAGUCGUGAAUGGCGUGAUUCUCAUAUCCUGGCGUCAAUCGGUUUUACAGAAGCAAAUCGAUUAUGGGGCCAAAUUAGGUCAUGUAGUACUCUCCUUAGCCAAAAUGGAAUUGGAAAAUUUCUUCAAAAAUGUGAUGCCAGUCGCUGAUUAUUUUGAUCAAAGCGACAUGUUGUUGGCCGUAAAUGGCGAGCGUGCUCCCACAGAGGUGUACAAAGACUUUCGCACCGCUGUCCUCGAUAUACUAAGCGCCCUCGAGAACCAAGAGGCCGUGAUGAACGGAGUUACAGGUAUGGGCAGAGGGAUACAUGAUAUACCCGGCAGUAUAGUUAGCGUAGACACCGCACCAAGUCAAGCCCAACAAGCGCCUCAAAUUGCAGAAGACAUCGCGACCACGGGCACCGUUCUGGCCAGAGAUUUGGCCAUCGAACCCAUGGUGGGUGGGCGUGGUGGUCCCAAUGGGUCAGUGGCCGUGGCCAUCAAAACGGGGACCACCAGUGCGGAUGACGACAGUGGUGUUGUGGUCACCCAGCAGCCAAAGUUGCGACCGGAAGCCGGACCGGAUGAAUCGAGUCUGCCACCCAUUAUUUGGGUGAUCGGCGGUCCUGGCAGCAACAAGGCCACACUUUGCCUCAAGGCCGUCGGUCUAAAUCCUGGCUGGGCUCACAUUAGUGUCGGUCGCCUGUUGCGCAAUAUCACGGACUCUGCACCACGUGCCAAUACGGAAAGUUUCGCAGUGAAAGAGGCUUUGGCCGCCGGGGAUAUGGCCCCAGAAAAGGCGCUCCAUCAGCUGCUGGAAACCAAUCUGCAACAGUUACGAGAUAGAACUGGAAUCAUCAUAGAUGGGUACCCCAGGAAUAUUCAGCAUGUAAAGUACUUUGAGAAUAAGUACAAACAAAGACCGCCCAUUAUCCUGCUCGAUUGCUCAAAACUUCAGCUGGGCAGAGGACGAAUAGACGAUACAGUAUCCUCAUUUCGCCGUCGUUUGGAGCUCUUUCGCGAGCAAACCCUGCCAAUGCUUAAGAUCCUGGAUACCAGCAAUCGUUUGCAGAUUGUCGAUGGAGACACGGACAGUCCAUCCGUGCAGCGUGAAUUCGAGCGUCUCAUCCGUAAUCACAUUCAGAGGCUGUUGAACAAAACCGAUGACACGGAUGAUGCAGCCCCGCUGGACAACCAAAUGAUGCGUAACGAGCAAACGGAUGCCAUCCUCCAUGAUCUGGAGACCAAUGUCCCGGGAGCCGUGCCCACAAUAAGUCACCACGUAAGCAUGAUGAACGGCCAUCUGAAGAAUCGGGGCAGUGCCUUGGGCAGUGGGAAGCACCAGGGGCAGAUGAUGAACGGACAUGUUCCCGGCAGACCCGGAACCGGAACAGGAAACGGACCAGUCGCCCAACCCGCAACCGUCGAUUUCCGGCACAUGCUCGAGGAGGCCGAGCGAUAUCCGGUCGAUUCGUAUAUGUAGAGUAGGCGUACGAGUCAAAGGAAUCCGUGGUGCAAGCAUAUUUCAAAGCUUUAUAGUUUUCUAAUGGACCUAGACUAAGCGUAUUGUUAAUGCUGGUUUUGUUGAAUUUUUAAGGGAGUAGGUAUGUGCUAGGGACCAAUGCGUAAAUAAGUCCGACUAGUUUAAGAGUUAGAAGAAUUCAAUUCAGUACUUUAUUUCACUAGACGAGUACCGACUAAGCCUAACCUAAGAGUGCCUUCGUUGCAGGCACCAAUGUAAUUGAGGGGUAGCCAUAAACUUGAACGAUUUCAAUAAAAGCAAAAACUCCAAAUAUGGUCAUUAAACUA
Drosophila gunungcola (fruit fly) is the source of this 3230-nucleotide messenger RNA. Its product is annotated as adenylate kinase isoenzyme 5. The transcript is spliced from 8 exons. The coding region runs from base 964 to 2904 and encodes 646 amino acids. Gene Ontology annotation, cellular component: nucleus; cytoplasm. The record is from RefSeq and is a predicted model, not a curated record. Gene Ontology annotation, biological process: CDP biosynthetic process; UDP biosynthetic process. Lineage: Eukaryota; Metazoa; Arthropoda; Insecta; Diptera; Drosophilidae. Gene Ontology annotation, molecular function: UMP kinase activity; ATP binding.